CUCGCGCGUGUUCCAUUUAUUUCAACAUAAUAGAUUUAGAUGUAUGAUUGUUUAUAUCACUGAGCAUAGAGCAUGCAUGAUCCAAUAUAUUUUACGCUGACAGCAAGAUCUCCAGCAGCGUAGCUGCACAGAAUGCGCCUUUUAAAGCCUGCAUGGGUUACCUAUGAAGGAAAGCCAAUUUUCUCCAUUGAUAUCCAUCCUGAUGGGUCACGUGUUGCUACUGGUGGACAAGGCGAUGAUUGUGGGAAGGUUGUUAUUUGGAAUAUGUCUCCUGUGCGGGAUGAGAAGGAUGAGAGAGAUGAAAAUAUUCCAAAAGUCUUAUGUCAGAUGGACAAUCACCUCGCAUGUGUGAACUGUGUACGGUGGUCACACAAUGGAAGUUCAUUGGCGACUGGCAGUGACGACAAACUUAUUAUUAUCUGGCAGACCAGCAGACAUGCCUGUGCUACAGCUGUGUUUGGUUCGCGGAAUGUGAAUGUUGAACAGUGGAGGCCAGUGCAUACACUGCGUGGUCACACAGGAGAUGUGUUGGAUCUUGCCUGGGCCCCGUGUGACAUGUGGCUGGCUUCGUGCAGUGUUGACAACACCGUGGUGGUCUGGAACACAAACAAGUUCCAUGAGCAAGUUGCUGUUUUAAAGGGUCACUCUGGUUUGGUGAAGGGAGUCACGUGGGAUCCAGUAGGAAAAUAUAUUGCUUCUCAGUCUGAUGAUAAGAGUCUGCGUAUUUGGAGAACACGUGACUGGCAGAUGGAAGCCUCAAUCCAUGAACCUUUCAAGGAGUGUGCUGGAACAACUCAUGUCCUCAGACUGAACUGGUCCCCGGAUGGUCACUACAUCGUGUCAGCCCACGCUAUGAACAACUCGGGACCCACUGCUCAGAUUAUUGAGCGCCAGGGAUGGAAGGCCACUCUUGAUUUUGUUGGUCAUCGGAAAGCUAUCACAGUAGUUCGAUUUAAUCCAAAUAUUCUGACAAAGAAAAUCAAGAAAGAUUCUUCAAAGAACCAGCAAUACUCUUGUUGUGCUAUCGGUAGCAAAGAUCGGUCUCUGUCAAUAUGGCUCACAGCUUUGAAAAGGCCCUUGGUUGUGACCCAUGACCUUUUUGAAAGUCCGAUCUUGGAUAUUGCAUGGAGUAAGAAUGGCCUUGAACUGAUGUGUUGUUCUCUUGAUGGAUCUGUGGCCUUCUUGGACUUCACGAAGGAAGAAAUUGGAGUUGCCCUGUCUGUGGAAGAGCGGCAUAGUCUGUUGGAGAGGAUAUAUGGAAAAUCUCUCCCAAUUCACAAAUCUGCAAACCAUACAACCCAGAUUAUUGAAUCGGCAGCCAUCUUGAAUCUUCAACAACAGCAAGCCAAGAAGAUGGAUGUGAUAGCACCCAAGGAACUGAGCCUCACUUCAAACUCCUGUUCCAGCUUAACCAAUGGAGAAAAACCUUUCAAGCCACGUGACAAGCAGAUUGAAACCAAGACACCUGAUGGAAGACGAAGGAUCACUCCAAUAUUCCUCGCACCACAGCCAGACGUUGGUGGGGCUCCCUUGCCAUUCAAUCCACGGAAGAUUGAGUUCAGCACGACAAAAGAACAGAGUUCGAUCGUGAUCGAGAAGCAGAAUCGAGUGACGGGACCUGGACUGUCACCAGUGACGACCUCCCCAUCUGUGACGUCACCUAACCACAACAGAAACAGUCAGUCAGCCACAGACAUACACAUGACACCCACCAAGACCAGUACUGGGUCCCCCGCCAAACAAACCAGUCAACCGGUGAAGUCGUACAAUGAUAUUCAGCCGAUGACCGCUUUAGAAAAGACUCCUGAGAAGCAGAAAGCGAAGCCUCUUGUUGAAGAUCCUCCUGUUGAGAAAGAUAAACCGGAGAAGACCACCUCCGUGCAGCCCAUAGACACCACACCCAUGAACAGCACCCCAGUGGCUCCACCUGCUGUUGAGAAAGAGAAGGCCUCUGAAAAGGCUCGGUUGACCACCAGUCUGCCUAUCAAGAGGAAGCUUGAGGAGCGGAGACAGGGACGCGGACGACCCAGGAAGAUCGACAAAGAGGCUCGCGAGGCAGAGAGGUCAUUUAGUGUUGGACAGAUGACACCAGUUGUUGUUGAUCGCGAGAUUGCACGACACAUUCCUAUCAACUCCGAGUUACUUUUGCCAGUGCCAAGCAUUGAAAAAACAUCGGAGAAACUUAUUCAUGGGAAGAUGGGAUCUGCGAACUCUCUAGUACUGGAGGUUGAGAAUAACAUACAAGCCGGUUCCCUCACCAUUCACAGAGUGAAGUGUUCCAAAGGGGGAGAUGUUGUCUGGGAACAGGUGUUUUCCUCAAAGAUCAACAUCAUAAAUGGGUCAAGCUUUUUGACUUGUGUUGCAUGUGAGAACAAUACAUUGUCAAUCUUCAGUGAAGGAGGAAGAAAAGUUUUACCAAGUUUGAUGCUCAACUCUAAAAUAUCAGUCUUAGAGUGUAAAAAUCAUUAUGUUAUGGCCAUUACUCAAAAAGGGAGUUUGUAUGUGUGGAAUAUGCACACCGUCCAUGCUGUGAUAACCAACGAAUGUCUGUCUUGCAUCAUGUCAGCUAAUGACAAACUUGAAAAGGCGACAUUGACUUCGGAAGGAAUUCCAGUUGUCUCAUUGUCAAAUAAAAAAUCCUUUACCUUUUCUUCUGACAUUGGCUCUUGGUUGUUGAUUAACGAUAAGACAGACUGUCUUCAGACGUGUUCAGCUCACCAGAGUUGUCUUCCCGAUAACCUUACAGACAAAUUGUCUGGUCCACUUUCAUCAUUACAGUCUAAAGAUGACAGACCUGGUUACCAAGCGUCACGUGUGUCAGGGUCAUCUCCUAGUCUUCAGAAAACCUCAACAGUCAGCCAUCUUGAAACUCAGGUCGCCGUGUGCCUUGGUCUGAAAUCGUCAUCAGAAUACCAGUUCUGGUUGUUGACAUAUGUUCGGUAUCUUGUUCAAGAAGGUUUUGAGAGCAAACUCCGGGAAGUGUGUGAUGACUUGUUGGGUCCCCUUUACAGAUCCAAGAAGUCAAUUUCCUGGCAAGACAAUAUUCUGGGAAUUAACAAGCGCGAUCUUCUGAAACAAAUUCUUCCCAUCAUUGGUGCAAAUCUUCGAUGGCAGCGAUUGUACACUGAAUAUCAGGAACAGCUAGACUCCAUAUCUUAGUACACCGGGUAUUUUGUGAAAAGACUCAUGGCAGCAUCAGGAUUCCGCUAUCAAGUGUUAAAAAAACCCAUGUCACUCACCAUAUAGCCAUAGUCUGAAAUGUGCUGAAGUGACAUUAAAAAAAUAUUUGUUUUCCUUUAUUUUUGUUAAUAAAAAACCCCACCGACUUGUUUACCAGUGGUGGAUAAUAGCAGUCAACAGGUGGCAAAUAUUACUAGUAAUUCACAUAAGACAACAUCUAAAUAAUAAUAAAAGUGUUGACUGUUCACAUAAAACUAUGGGCUAUUAACAGUCCGAUAACUAUAAAAUGUGUAUAUUUUUGUACAGGGCAUUCUAUUUCUGCCAACUGAAUGGAUGAAUGCUUUCUGACACUCAAACCAAAACCAUGUGUUCUGACAAUUGUUGGAAUUAUUAAAUACAUACCAAGUAACCGUUCACUAAAAGACUGAAAGUGACUGGUGGAAUUUGACAAGUGGCAGCUGUAAUAAAUAUCAAUAUUUUGUAAUAGGGCAAUUUAUAGGACUUGUUGUAUGUAAUCAUUCUCUGCAUACUGUGGAUUUCGUCAGUUCAGUGAUAGACAAAAACUGAUAUUUAUGCAGUUCCUGUCCAUAGAUCAAAAUAUUUCAGAAGCAAUGAACAACCAUUGGUGAAUAGGAUUUUUGUUCACAUUUCCACAUUUUUCCAUUCAUUUUUUUUCCUAAAUGAAUGCAUUUUGAUCAUAUGUUAACCAUGAAUGUGGGUAUCCAUAGCUACCCUCAAAAUAAGGUCAUCAAUAUCUCUUGGAGCAUCCUUGUUGGAGAUGUUUGUACUUAAAUGUAUUUAUGGUAGUUGAGAGUAAUGUUUUUAAGGAGACCUGUGUUAAGUUACAUAUUUAGCAACAUUGUGCUUAAGAGGUUGUGUCAGUGAACUGACAUGUACAAGUUAGUAAAGUAAUUACAAUCAAGAGCUAAUGUUGAACUCCUAUGUGUACAGUGUUGCACAAUACGAGUAUUGGACAGGCACAGCGGAAGCAAGUAGAUAUUGGGGGAGGGUGGGGGGGGCUGACUGAGAUCGAGGGCACAAACUAAAUUUCUAGGGGUUGAGAGGUAUGCUCCCCUGUAAAAUGUUUAAAACUAGAUGCCCUGAAAUGCAAUUUCCUGCAUUCUACAAAUAAAAUUCAUCUCUGCCUUAAGAUUUACUUUCAGUAAUGAAUAUUUUUUGUUCAGAAUUAUUGGAGAGAAUC
Molecule: messenger RNA, 4381 nt
Organism: Gigantopelta aegis
Lineage: Eukaryota; Metazoa; Mollusca; Gastropoda; Neomphalida; Peltospiridae
Product: protein HIRA-like
Exons: 27
Coding region: 133-3159 (1008 amino acids)
Biological process (GO): DNA-templated transcription; regulation of DNA-templated transcription; chromatin remodeling
Cellular component (GO): nucleus; HIR complex
Molecular function (GO): protein binding; nucleosome binding
Source: RefSeq, a predicted model, not a curated record